UUAUCCACACACAACUAAUAUGAUAUCCACCACCGUUUCCGUCCGUACACCGCCGUCACCGUUUUUCGGCACCUCCAUAUUUCACCACGAAUCACUCAGUCACAGCCUAGUUCUUCUCAAUCCCAACUGGGAUCGACAGAAAAGCCUUCCCAAUAAUAUCCGACACCAUACAUUACGGUGCAGAGUUGCCAAGGCUAAAGACCCUUCUCCAAGUUUAGAGAGUUUAGCAAGAGAACCUCACAAAUAUUUUGAUCAAGUUAUGAUAACGGUUCGUGCUGGAGAUGGAGGUCAUGGUGCCACCCUUAGUAUGCAUAACCAAAAGGCCUCUUCUAAAUCUCUGAGCAAAGAGGAUAAAGCGAAAUUGAGGAUCAAAGGUUCUUAUAAAAGGGAUUUCGAUGGAUCACUAAUUUUACCAAUGGGUGGACAUGGAGGGGAUGUUGUUAUUUAUGCGGACGAGGGUAAAGAUACGUUACUGGAGUUCCACAAUAAGGGCCGUUUCAAUGCUAAACGUGGAGGAAAUGUUGAUACAAUGGGUGGCUUUACUUCAUUAGUGAGAAAUGGCAUAGCUGCCCCUACAUUACGUAUUCCAGUGCCUCUAGGCACUGUUGUAAAACACAAACGAGGCAAGUUUCUAGCUGAUCUAGCUCGUCAUGGUGAUGAAAUUCUUGUUGCUAGGGGUGGUCAAGGAGGGAUUAGUUUGUUAGAAAUGCCAGAACAUAAAAAGAAGAAGAUGAUGGAUAUGACAACAAAUGUGAUGAGGGACAAAGACGAUAAGGUGUUGGUUAUUGGUCAACCUGGGGAGGAGGUCACCGUGCAGUUAAUACUAAGAGUUGUUGCAGAUGUUGGCCUUGUUGGACUUCCUAAUGCUGGAAAAUCAACCCUACUUUCUGCCAUAACACUUGCAAGACCCGAUAUUGCUGAUUACCCGUUCACAACUUUAAUGCCAAACCUUGGACGCCUUGAGGGGGAUCCUAGUUUGGGGGCAGGGAAAUUCUCAUCCGAAGCAACAUUAGCAGAUCUGCCUGGUCUUAUUGAAGGGGCACAUUUGGGAAAGGGACUUGGGCGCAAUUUCUUAAGGCACUUGAGGAGAACCCGAAUGUUGGUUCAUGUUGUCGAUGCAGCUUCUGAGGACCCUGUGUAUGACUACAGAACUGUAAAAGAAGAGUUAAGGAUGUACAACCCUGAAUAUCUUGAAAGGCCAUAUGUAGUGGUUUUGAAUAAGAUUGAUUUACCUGAGGCAAUGGACAGGCUUCCUUUUUUGGUUGAAGAAAUACAGAAAAUUGGAAGUGGGGAGUUCCAAGCUCAAUCCUCAUCUGAUGAAGGGGAUGUUGAAAGUUUGGCCUCAAAUGAAGAUAAAAGGAUAAAAGAAAUUGAGGAAUAUCCGCGACCUGUUGCUGUUGUAGGCGUCAGUGUCCUGAAAUGCAUGAAUAUUAGUGAACUUCUCAAGGAAAUUAGGGCAGCCCUAAGAAAAUGUCGGGUAUCUGAAGAAGCACUUUAUCCGCAAUGAAAAACAGAUACCGCUCAUGUUAGUAUCUCUAAUGCACACUUCAAUAGACCGGGCCUCUAUUUUUUAGGUGCAGAUAUAAUCAACCAGGUUAAUUAGAGAAUCAUUUUUUAGAGUUGUAGAAGUUUAACUGGGAAAUAUGCUUUAUAUCACUUAAGAUUCUAAGAAUAGUAUACCACAAUCACAAUGUAGCUUUUUUGUAACUUUUAAUACCUGUUAAAUAGAUGUGAUUAAUGUAUUA
Erigeron canadensis is the source of this 1745-nucleotide messenger RNA. Its product is annotated as probable GTP-binding protein OBGC2. NCBI's taxonomy places the organism in Eukaryota, Viridiplantae, Streptophyta, Magnoliopsida, Asterales, Asteraceae. The coding region runs from base 20 to 1507 and encodes 495 amino acids. Gene Ontology annotation, cellular component: mitochondrion. Gene Ontology annotation, molecular function: GTPase activity; GTP binding. The transcript is spliced from 10 exons. The record is from RefSeq and is a predicted model, not a curated record.